UACAAGUAGGACAUCUCCAAACUCAUCAACACCCCUUCAUUGCUCUCCCACCCUCCUCCUACACUUCUUCUCUUCUCCCCUUUCGAGUCAACUCGGUCCAUCCACUCCUCAGUUCCAUGGUUUCAUAGCGACCCUUCAAACCGCCGUCAUGGCCUCACCCUCAUUGCUUCGAAGCUCCGCCCGAGCCAACCUCUACGUUUGUGCACAAUGCUCCCUUCGAGCACGAAAAUCGCCGACCUGGACAAGCAAACGUUGGAUUGGCAUGAAAUACUUGGCAAAAGUCGCUGACGCAGAAGUACAAUGGGCAGAGAAGGCAUCGGCCAUUAUAGCGGGAAAGAGGAAGAGCAUGCUCACCAUUCUGGAAGAGAGAGGUUUAGUGAACCAGAUCACAGGGUAUGCUUGGAGCUCAUGUACUGUUGAUUUGGAUUACUGCUAAACGGCCUUGAUUCUAGUGAUCGCCACACCUUCGAGAAACGAAUGACGGACACAAGACUGGGAGCAUAUGUCGGAAUUGACCCAACUGCCGAUUCCCUCCAUGUUGGCCAUCUGCUGCCAUUUAUUACGCUUGGUUGGAUGUACAUGUAUGGGUUCCAUGCCGUGGCGCUUUUGGGAGGGUCCACAGCGAAGAUUGGGGAUCCAACAGAUCGAUUGACGACCCGAGAAAUUCCGCAUUCAUCAAUCAGAUCCGCAAUGGUGGUAACUAUGCAUUACCAGCUAAAGAAACUAUGGAUCAAUAUAGACACAUAUGGCAAGCAACGUAUUCAAGAUCGCGAGAAAAAUGAUUGGGUGAUGCAUAGGGAGCUGGCAAACAAUGCGUGGUGGUGGAAUAAACAGCCGCUGCUCGAGGUUCUACAGGUCCUGGGUCACGGCAUGCGAUUAGGGCCAAUGCUUGCUCGAGAAACGUAAGUAACUCUGUCUGUUACUGAGAUGGGAAAAUCACUAAGUCCUCAGUGUAAAAAACAAGAUGAAGAACGGCGAUGGAAUGUCAUUUGCAGAAUUCACUUAUCCUCUUCUGCAAGCCUGGGAUUGGUGGCAUAUGUUUCAUACGAAAGGUGUACAUAUGCAAAUAGGUGGCGCCGAUCAAUUUGGGAAUAUUACUGCUGGGAUUGAUGCCAUCAAGUACAUAUCCAAGCACCAUCCAGAUCCCGUCGUAAGGAAAACGGUUGAGCCCAUGGGAGAUCCAAUUGGUUUUACGGUUCCUUUAUUGACAACAAGCUCUGGCAAGAAGUUGGGCAAAAGUGAGGGGAACGCCAUUUGGCUUGAUUCAGACAAGACAAGCACAUUUGAUUUCUACGGAUAUUUUCUUCGUACUGCUGACGCCGACGUCAGUAAAUAUUUAAAAAUGUUUACAUUUUUGCCAAUUGAGGAGAUUGACAGUUUGGUUAAGCAGCACAUGGAGGAUCCGAAAAAACGAGUUGCACAGCAUGCUCUGGCCCGUGAGGUUACGGAAUUAGUUCAUGGGUCACAUGAGGCAAAAGUCACUCGGGAACAGCAUCAACUCCUGUUUCAAAAGAAGCCCGAAGAACAUUUGGUUGUGGAAGUUCCCAUCGAUUCUGACGCAAAGGCCGGUCAAGUUACGCUCAACAAUAAACCCCGCGCCAAUAUCCAACUGCCUCACUCUCUCAUUCAUGAAUUGAGCAUUGGACGAAUUCUUCACGCAGCUGGUCUUGCAACCUCGGCAACUGACGGUCACCGACUCGCAGCAGCUCAGAAUAGUGUAUAUAUAGGUGGAAUGCCACACGGAAAGUCAAUCAUGAUUGACUCAUUCGUUAGCUGGACCAGAAUCAAGACAUGGCGAAAAGAAGACACUGCCAAGUACCUGGUGCACGGGGAUCUCUUGCUGCUUAGAAAGGGGAAACAUAACAUCAGAAUCAUUCAAGUGGUUCCUGAUGCUGAAUAUAAAGCAUCUGGGAAAACCUAUCCCGGCCAAAAACUUAGCAGUCAGCCACCCAGCAACCCGGAGGUGCGAAACAAGAAGAUGGUGGGCAAUCCAGAGAAGCCUAGUGGCCAAGUAAAUUCCGAGUUGGAAACGGCGGAGUAAGGGAUUACGCAAAUUUUAGAUCGUUUCCAGGGCUGGCCGCGAGAUGAGUAGAUCCUCGCCUGGUGAUAUCAGUGUAUCAACAUAAUCCUCGAAGAAUUUUGUACGAAGAUGUAGAUAGUUUUGUAUCAUAUACCCGGUCUUCCAGUCAAGACAUCUCCAUUCACAUACAGUAACCAAAAGAAAAU
This is a messenger RNA of Hymenoscyphus albidus, 2226 nucleotides long. Lineage: Eukaryota; Fungi; Ascomycota; Leotiomycetes; Helotiales; Helotiaceae. The record is from the annotation of a GenBank genome assembly.